This is a messenger RNA of Acanthoscelides obtectus, 1019 nucleotides long. The record is from the annotation of a GenBank genome assembly. Lineage: Eukaryota; Metazoa; Arthropoda; Insecta; Coleoptera; Chrysomelidae.
UGGACCUAACCUGUAUCCACUUUUCACUUUCACGCCUACUCUCGACUUAUUCCCUUUAGCUCCACCCUUAUGACGACCUAUCUAUACCUUAGCAUUUAAACCUUUCUUAACACUCCUACUCUUCCCUAAUCAACCAAUAGAAUAGCAUUGGAUAAUAUUAAACACAUAGCUGCAUGCGAAAAAUAUUGUAUACGUCGACAGCAUGACAGAUUCGUCUCAACUUGCGAACGAGUAACACAUAACUGUUAUCUCCAACCACUUGUAACUCUUUAUCGUAUUACGCCAUAAAUUAAAAUAAAUCAAUAUAUGUAAAAAAUAAAGUCUUUGUAGAUCAAUUUGUACAAAGAAGAGUGAGUAUACAUAAUAAUAAAUAUAUGUAUAUUUCACUCCUACACUCAACACAUAUAAUUUGGAAAAACAUAUUUAAAAACGUUUUAUUAUCUUCAUAGAAUAUGAGAAACCGUAAAAGAACCACUGAAAGGGGUAAGACACCAGCACACAUUAUGCUAAGGGCUGCAAGAGAGGUCAAAUUAAAUAAUAAAUCCAUUAGAGGAGCAGGAACCGAUUACGAUAUCCCUGAAAGAACCCUGAGACGAUUUCUGCAGAAAGUCACGGAUGAAGAGCUUUAUGGCACUAAUGAACUACCUACAACUGCAGUCGGGUAUAUAAAAAUAGACAGGUUUUCUCAGACGACCAAGAGAAACAAUUAGAGGAAUAUAUAUUAAAGGCUGCCGAUGUAUACUUUGGCUUAUCACCAAAACAGAUAAGAACUUUUGCUUAUGAAUGGGCUGUCUCACUAAAAAUUAAAUUUCCCGAUUCCUGGAAUACAAAUAAAUCCGCCGGACAAGAUUGGUUUACCUAUUUUAUUAAAAGACACGCUGGUCUGUCUAUACGUACGCCGGAAGCCACAAGUUUGGCACGAGCAUCAGGAUUCAAUAAGCACAGUGUAGGAAAUUUUUUUAAAAAUCUGAAAACAGUUCUGCAUAGGCUACAAAUUGGUCCUCAGUAUAUCUACAAUA